This is a messenger RNA of Dermochelys coriacea (leatherback sea turtle), 13088 nucleotides long. RefSeq names its product BCL9 like (gene BCL9L). NCBI's taxonomy places the organism in Eukaryota, Metazoa, Chordata, Testudines, Dermochelyidae. Gene Ontology annotation, cellular component: beta-catenin-TCF complex. Gene Ontology annotation, biological process: positive regulation of transcription by RNA polymerase II; negative regulation of transforming growth factor beta receptor signaling pathway; canonical Wnt signaling pathway. The transcript is spliced from 11 exons. The record is from RefSeq and is a predicted model, not a curated record. Bases 4247 to 8770 code for a protein of 1507 amino acids. Gene Ontology annotation, molecular function: transcription coactivator activity; beta-catenin binding.
UCCCCCAGUAAUUCCCGCCUCCCGCCUAUACAAAUGCUGCUUGAACUAGAACAUAUUUUUAAAGAGACAUCAGCCUUGAUGUAAAGACUUCCCAGUGCAGUAGAAUCCAUCACAUCUCUUGGGGAAGCGAAUGUCCGUCAGUUUCUGGGCACCAUCCGGCUUCACUUGCGGCCUGUGAUUGCCAGCACAGCACCGAGGCCUGCAGAGAGCAGAACCUUGAUCACCACCCAUGACCCCACUGCACAAGGUGUCCACAGCUGUGUUCCUGUAAUCCACUCCUGAGGAGGAGAAUACAUCAGACACCCAUGAGUCAAAGGGAAAUAGAGCAGACCUUUCCCCACCACCAUCCCCCUUAUUCAGUAUGGACCCAGAACACCGGCCCACCUCUUCUACUGGAGCUCCAGCUCUGGAGAGUGUGAAACUGUGGAAUAGACAAUGGAGCGAUGUAGUCUGAGGCUGUGCCAUGGCUCAUGUAUAUACAUGUACAAAUGAAGAUUCUUGAAUCUGAGUAGGAGAAGGCCUAUGGCUGGAUGUGCUGGAAUCCAUUACCACAUUCUUCCCUUUGAUGCAAGACAGCUGCCUGUCCAUCCCUUUCUUAGUAACUCAGCCAGAUAAAGGCAGGGAUCUUUAGUGUGCUAGACAAAGUAGCAUCACUUACACUCCAGAGUGACCAUGGUGACAGUGUUGCUUGUGGAUCUAGAAGGGUCCUUUUUGGGGGAUGGAGUAAGAAAUGCUGCAGAAGAAGAAAAUGCAGUUGAGAGACCCAGGAUCGCUCCACACCUGCAAACACCUCUCCAGUUGGCUUCCUGGAUUUUUUUCCUAAGAGCAAAAGAGCCAGUGAGGACUAGGUUUGUGACCUGAUAAACAUCCAGUCUUGUCAAUGUGAACCCACCAUUGCUGUCCGUUAGGUUGACCAGGUCGUGCCUGCCACAGCAUGGGGGCACAGUGAAGUGCCUGAUAUCUGUUGUGGGGAGGGAAGGAGUGUUUAGAAUCCAGGGAUUUCCUUGUGGGCUGGGAGGAGGCCAAACCCCUAUAGAGCUGGUGUGCAGACUUUUGGCACAGAUUCAGAAUGGCCUGGCUUCCUGGCCCUCUGGAGCUCACCAAAGCUGCUUAGUGGGUAUCUGGGUACCUGGUUCCCCACCCCGUCAAAGCUCCUCAGCAGCCCUUUCAGAAGGUCUUUCCCCUCGUAGGGAGAAGGAUCCAGGUGUUCCCCAUAAAUGGAAAUCCUAUGACAGACAGCAGAAAAGCCAAAAGAUCACAUUGGAGCCAGGCCUGCUGCAAACAUUGUGGGAUUCAAAUAUGCAGCCUUUGGGCUCAGAGCAAUGACACUCCCAUCACAGAGUCACCUUUGGUUACCCUUCUUUCUCUCACCUUGCUCUGGGGUGUCCUGCAGUCAGGCCUGCUUGGGCUGUGAGAUCUCAUAUGCUAAGCAGGGAUGCAGUUGAGCAGUACUUGGCUGGGAGACCACCACUGAAAACCCCCAUAGCUCCACUGAAAGUGCAUCUAAAAAUUCUGUAGGCAGAAUCAGUAGUUCUUAUGAAAUUUUCACCAUCUUGGGCAGAAGUCUCAUGAAUUCAUCCCCAUCAAAACCAGAAAAUAGGCACCACCCAGUUUGGAUCCAACCCCAAACAGAACCACGGGGAUAGGCUCCAACCUGGGAAUCUCAAUCUGGCUCUAUGAAAUCUGAAGGAGUUUGAACUCAAGAUUUUGCCCCCUCUAAUUAAAAUCACUAAGGUUAUGCAGUGACUCAGUGGUAGGGGUGGGAACAGAACAAAGGAGCCCUGAUUCCCAGCCCACACUGCUUUCACUGCUAGACUAAUUCCCCUGCCCAUGCUGGGCAAGAACCCAGAAAUCCUGACUCCUUACUUUAACCACUAAUCCUGGGUGCUAAAACUACAGCAAAAACUCCAGUUGCUGCGUGUAACCCUUUGGCUGCCUGUGCUGGGAAGCUUAGGACAUUAAUUGAUGGGGAGAAGGCAUCUCACUGACCUGUGGUUCCGUUGAGAUGUGUGAUAUGGGUGCUGGCGUGUGCCCCAGUGAACUGGCACGGGGCACUGCCAUCAAUAAGCUCUCAGCAAAUGCGGAAAGAACACACUGGAAAAGCUGGAGAUGUUGAAAUCUGAAAGCACUGCAGAUGGAUAAGAACCUUCAGCUCCCCACAGUAGACCUGCCUGUUGGCCCCCUACUGUCUCCCCACCCCCAGCCAGGCUCCCAUAUCUGACCCCAAUCAAUUCCCCAUGCCCACCCAAGACAAACCAUGUCUCCUCUCCUUGUAGUCUGGGGCCUCUUCCAAAGGGCCAGGGCCCAGGCCAUGUUCAUAGAACAUCCAGCUGCAAGAGCUGUGAAGCUCAGCUUGGAUUGCAUUUUCUCUACAGCUUGAGGUUUGGGUCCAGCCUAUCUCUAAGGUGUGUUUUCUCAUAAGUUCCCUCAAAUGCUUUGCUAGUGUUGUCCCUGGUGAGGGAGUGGCAACCAGAGCUACAGGAAGAGGGUAACCAAGGGUGCUUGGCCUGGCUACCAGGCCGUGCAAGCUGGAGCUUGGGCUCUUCGAGGUGGGAGAGCUUCUCCUGCUGGCAUAACUACUCCUGUUUGUGGAGAUGGUUUGAUUAUAUCAACAGGAGAGCUCUCUUCCAUCAGCAUAGAAUAGCCCCCCAAAUCUUCAAGACACACAGAGGAACUCCAGCAGUUGCAUUGAUUGGGACUGGAAUAUAAAGGGUUAAUAGAUGCAGUACUGAUGUGAGGCCAACCAUCUGCAGGUGUGUAGAUCAGUGGGUGCUGAGUAUCAGGUGGCCAUAAAUAGGAAGGGGGAGGGAGGGGAAGUUUUAGAGCUGAAACUGCAAGAGUAGGUAAACGUACCGUCUCUGUGCUGUAAGAAUGAGAGUACAUUGCCCCUGUAGGAGGAGGCCUCUCCUCUGAGGUGCUUUGGGCACUUUAAAGAUGCCAAGUGAGGGUGCCUCCUCCCAGCACUGCUGGGUGUUGGCAGGAUUUCCAUUGUAUAAAUGGGAAAAGCAAGGCACUGAGAGGAGUACCUGACCUGUGUAGAGUCAGCACAAGGAGACAGUAGCAGAAAUGGGAACAGAGCCCAGAAGUCCUAGCUUCAAUUGCCUGCUCUAUUUGCAUUAUGGUACAGAGCUGAAAUUUCAGAGUCAUCUCAGGGAAUAGCUCUUGUUAUUUGUUACCUUCUGAACACCUAUGAACAUGUUAGAAACAGUUGUAAUAAUUUUCUCCCCUUGAUUUUAGGGGCUAAUGCAUUUCAAGUUUCCUUGGUGAAUUUCUGAGGUUCUGGCCAUUGUGUCUGUGAUUUUUACGCUCCUUCUGGGGUCCUCCACUGAUGUGCCCUUACCCUUAUGGCCAAGGAGAACCCCUUGGGAUAUCCACCCCAACUCACAUUCACAAGGAGCUGGUUCCAGAACUCAUUCCAUGCCCUGAGCAGCAUCUCCCUACUCUAUGAUCUCUCAGCCCAUUACAGUUUUGCCCAGCCAGGUCAGGAUCCUCAACUAUCAUGUACACAUGGUGACAUUGAGGUACCGAGGGGCAGGGACUUGGUCAAGGUCACACUUGAGUCCGUGGCCGUGUUAGUCCUGAUUCCCAGUGUAAACCACUAGUUUAUCCGUCCUCCCUGCAGUCAUGUGUUUCCUUCUGGCCACCCUGUAGUUCCAGUGUUAGAAAUCUCAAGGAACCAAACAGCAGCAACAAAUGCUUUGGACGUCAUGUUUCAGAGAAAAAAGAGGGAGAAAGAGAGAACCUGCUGCUUUGGUCCUCCCGAAGAACAUGCAUACAGUCAGAAAGGUCAGCAGUUGCACUGUGAGUGAAAACGAGAGCAUACAGAGGUGACGGUAAUGAUCUGGAGGCUGCCUGGUAUCAGAAUGGCUGGAAUCUUCACAGCCAGCUUCCAGAUCCUCAGCUCCCCUCUAACAAGCUUCACCGAGAAGACAGCUGCUGAAAAGCCCAAAGGAAAAAAAGCACAGGAUCACUAUGGGAAAUACCUCUGGCCUUUCUUGAGACCCGGAGCAAGAGAAAGUGCAUCUUACACAGGAUCCCAAAGGGCUGUGCUGAGAUGUGUAACUUCAGAGGAAGAGAGCAAUUAAGAGGCAAGAGAGGAAAGUGAUGUCUUCACCCAAGACUUGGCGUGACAGAGGAGCUGCAGUGGAGAAGGCUCUUGGACCGACAGGUGUUUUGACCAAAGGGAAGCAGCAGCAGGGACAUAGAGCUCCCUCCACUGUCGCUGCCAGAAGUUUUAGCCAAUCAAAUGCACCCUGACAAUAAACUGACCAAUCAUGGAAAGACAGGUAACAGCGGCACCCAGUCUCAGCACCAUAAUGUGAACCAAGGACCCACCUGCAACCUGGGGUCUAAGGGCGUGGGGGCGGGAAAUCAUGGCAGCAAAGCCAAUCAGAUUUCUCCUGGCAACUCUGGACUGAAAAACAGCCAGAACGCUGUCCCAAACUUUGGCCCUUUGAAGGGCAAAGUGAAACGGGAACGAAGCAUCUCGGUGGACUCAGAACAGCGGGAAGCCAGCACCCCCUCACUGGACACGGAAUCGAAAGGUGAGGUGGCUCCCCGCAGCAAGCGUCGGUGUGUGCUGGAGAGGAAACAGCCAUACAGUGGGGACGAAUGGUGCUCAGGCCCGGACAGCGAGGAGGACGACAAACCCAUCAGCAGCACACACAACUGUAAUGUAGCAGAUCCUGCAAUGUCCACAGCCCCGCAGCUUGGUCCUGGGUCCAACCCGCUGCCGAGCCUGAAUGAGACCAGUUCUUCCAAUGCACCACAUGGCACUGCUCCUGGCCUGCGGCCCGAGGCUGGGAGCAGUGGAGGUGGUGGUGCCGGAAAGCAGCCUUCCCAGUUUGUUUAUGUCUUCACCACUCACCUUGCUAACACUGCCGCAGAAGCCGUGUUGCAGGGGCGAGCAGACUCCAUCCUGACCUAUCAUCAGCAGAAUGUUCCCCGGGCAAAGCUAGACCAGGCUCCAGCUCCCAAGAUGCUGGGAGUCAUCGAGCAACUGCCAGUUAACCCACCGGCCUCCAGCACUCCGCAGUCCCAGCCCCCAGCAUCGCAGGGCAGCCAGGCACAGCCUCAGCCCCCCCCAGCACAGCCCCCUCCACCCCAGAGCAUCAGUCAGCAAGCUCUGCCUGCACCAAGCACCCUAUCCCAGGAAGGGACGGGAGAGGACAUUCGGCGGGACCUGACUCCCAACUCUGUGGGAAAUAGCAGCGGCAGCACCCAGCCAGGGAGCAACCACCCCAACACACCCAAUGCCUCCACCAACCCGAUGCAGCCCGGGCAGGUGGACUCUUCUAGUGCUUCCAGCUCUAACUUACUGGGGGAUGGUGCCAGUGCUGGGGCAGCUGGAAAUGGGCAGAUAGGGCUGGGCCCCAGGAACCCCAUGAACUCGGAGGGGCUCUCUAAGGAGCAGCUGGAGCACCGGGAACGCUCCCUGCAGACCCUGCGGGACAUUGAGCGCCUGCUGCUGCGCAGCAGCGAGGCUGAGCCCUUCCUGAAAUCCAACCAAAGUGCUGGUGAGGGUGGCCCCGCUCCCCAGCCGCAAGCCCCACCCACCCAGGCACCCCUCCCGCCUGUGGGCAUGAAGAAGUACGAAGAGCCACUGCAGUCCAUGAUUUCACAGACGCAGAAUCUGGGGGGCCCCAACUUGGAGCACGAGGUCUCCCACCAUCCAGGUUCUGACAUGGGGCAGCAGAUGAACAUCAUGAUGCAGCGGCUGAACCAGGACAGCCUGACGCCAGAGCAAGUGGCCUGGAGGAAGCUGCAGGAGGAGUAUUAUGAGGAAAAGCGGCGGAAGGAGGAGCAGAUCAGCAUCCAUGGUCGACCUAUGCAGGAGAUGCUGAUCCCCCAGUCCAUAGGUGGCAUGAUGAUCCGGGGGCCACCACCGCCCUAUCACAGCAAACCUGGGGAGCCAUGGCCUCCAGGCAUGGGCAACCAGCUAAGGGGACCCAUAGAGGUCCAGGACCCCAUGCAGCUGAGGGGAGCGCCCCCCUUCCCAGGGCCAAGGUUCCCUGGAAAUCAGAUGCAGAGGGUCACUGGCUUUGGGGGGAUGCAGAAUGUGCCCAUGGAUGCCCUUGGGCCCAUGAAUGCUAUGCAGCGGCCAGUCAGGCCUGGCAUGGGAUGGAAUGAUGAUAUGCCUCCAAUAGGAGGCCCAGGGAACUUUCCACAAGGGAGCCUGCCCUACCCUUCGGGGCAAGGGGACCCUGAGCGGUUCAUGAACCCCCGAGCCAGGGAGGAGAUCCUGAGGCACCAGCUGAUGGAGAAGCGCCCAGUGGUGAUGCAGAGGCCCAUGGGGAUGUCUGGCAGCUCCAUGAGCCAAGGUUUGGAAAUGGAGAGGAUGAUACAGGCUCACAGGCAGAUCGAUCCAUCCAUGUUCCCUGGACAGAUGCCAGGAGAGAGCCUAGGUGGCGCACCCAUAGGUAUGGACUUCACGGGUACCCGGGGGAUGUUAAGCCCACCCAUGAGCCAGUCGAGCCUCCGAGACAUGGAUGCACCUAUGGGACCUGGGAACCUCAACAUGAACAUGAAUGUCAACAUGAACAUGAACAUGAACCUCAAUGUCCAGAUGACCCCACAGCAGCAGAUGAUGAUGUCGCAGAAAAUGAGGGGCCCUGACAUGAUAGGCCACCAGGGCAUCAGCCCUGAGGAUCUGGCCAGGGUGAGGGCUCAGAAUGGCAGUGGUGGCACAAUGAUGGGGGGGCCACAGAAGAUGAUGAUCCCCUCACAGUUCCCCAGCCAAGGGCAGCAAGGCUUCUCAGGCACGCAGGGCCCCUAUCCCAGCAUGCCCCAGGAGAUGAGCAGUGCCCCAGACAUGUUCAGCCCUGAACAAGGUGCCAUGUCCAUUGGGAACAUCGGCGGCACCACCAGGCUCAGCCACAUCCCUUUGCCUCCAGCUUCCAAUCCCCCUCCCACCCAAGGGGGCAACCUAGCCAACAUGCACCCGGCACCCUCACGGGGUCUGGGCCGCAGGCCCUCUGACCUCACCAUCAACAUCACCCAGAUGAACUCCCCUGGCAUGGCCCACCUCAAGUCCCCGACGCUCAGCCAGGUGCACUCGCCGCUUGUCCCCUCCCCAUCUGCCAACCUGAAGUCCCCACAGACGCCCUCUCAGAUGGUCAGCAUGCCACCUUCCAACCAGUCCGGGCCCCUGAAGUCGCCCCAGGUGAUGAGCUCCUCCCUCAACGUCAGGUCUCCCACCAGCUCACCGAGCCGCCUGAAGUCCCCUUCCAUGGCCGUUCCUUCGCCCGGGUGGGUGCCAUCUCCCAAAACUACCUUGCCAAGUCCAGGAGUCAGCCAGAGCAAGCAGCCUAUCAGCAUGAAUUCGUCAGCUUCCAUGGGAGGGCUGGAUCAGGGUUCGCUCCUUCCUGGGCCUAGGAGCAAUUCCUCCGCGCCAGCCAGUAAUCCCUCUAGCACCAUGAAUCCCAACAUACCUUUUACUUCCUCUCCAGAUCCAUCCCCCUCCCAGAACCCCCUCUCGCUGAUGAUGUCACAGAUGUCCAAGUAUGCCAUGCCCAGCUCCACACCACUCUACCACAAUGCCAUCAAAACCAUUGCCACCUCUGAUGAUGAGCUGCUCCCAGACAGGCCUAUGCUCCCACCAGGAAGCAUACCAGGUAUCACAGGAAAUCAGCCAAAUCAACUGCACUUGAACUCAGUGGGGCCUGCAUCCUCACAGAGUCCCAUGGGGAUGAACUUGCCUGGUCAGCAGCCACUCUCCCACGAACCCCCCACUUCCAUGAUGUCCUCGCCGAAUCCCCUGGGCUCCAACAUUCCGAUGCACCCUGGUGUGCAGGGGGCGGGUGUGCCCCCCCAAAACCCCAUGAUGCUGCCUCCAGGGCCCCAAGACUCCUUGAACCAGCCCUGUGGCCCCGUGCCAAACAAUUCUCAGAUGAUCCCUUCCAACCAGCUGGUGUUCCCCCGUAUGCAGCAGCCCCACAAUGCCAUGCAGUCUCCAGCUGCGGGUAUGCCUAUGACACCAGGAGGUGGGGGAGGGGCUGGGAUGCAGCAACAUUACCCGCCUGGGAUGCCCUUGCCACCAGAGGACCUUCCCUCCCAGCAGCCUGGCCAGAUGGCCCCCCAGCAGCACAUGAUGGGCAAGAACAUCCCUCCUCGGAUUGGAGAUCCCUACCCCACUGUGCUUCCAGGUGUGGCUUCAGUGCUGAAUGACCCUGAGCUCAGUGAGGUCAUCCGCCCCACACCCACGGGCAUUCCUGAGUUUGACCUCUCCAGAAUCAUCCCCUCAGAGAAGCCGAGCAGCACCUUGCAGUAUUUCCCCAAGAGUGACAGCCAAGCACCGAAAUCACAGCCUUCCAACCUCCAUCUCAUGAACCUGCAGAACAUGAUGGCUGAGCAGCCACCCACACGGCCAGGCAUGAGCACCCCCAGCCUUCCAGGGCAGCAGGGUGUGCAGCGGGGACUCAACAUCUCUAUGUGUCACCCUGGACAGGUGUCCAUGCUGGGCAGGACAGGUAUUCCACCCCAGCAAGCCAUGAUGGGGAACAGCAUGCACCAGGGCAUAAUGUCCCCCCAGCAGAGUCUGAUGGCCCAGCAGAAUUUCAUGCUGAUGCAGGCUAAGCAGAGGAGCAUGUCUGUGUCAGGGGAAAUGUAUGCCCAGACAGGACACAUGAUGUCGCCUCAGGGCUCCCUCAUGGGGCCCCCACCUCAGCAGAACCUUAUGGUCACACACCAGAUGAGGCAGAGGAGUGUUUCACUGGACAGCCAAAUGAGCUACAUCUCCGGGCCUGGAAACGUGGCGAACCUGCCUUUCUAGUCAUGUCCUGAGGGGCUGGGGCUGAUUGUAGAAACUUUUUUUUUCAACUUUUAUUUGGGUUGGGAUCGGGAGGCUGGGGCCUGUGGGAGUGCGGGUGGGGGGGAUGUUUUUCAUAUUUGAUUUGCCUCUAUAAGGAAAACCAAAUGUGCAGUAAAAUUGAUGUGAAUCCUUUUUGAGAGGCGGGGGUAUUAUUAUUUUUGAAACCCAAGUGGUGACCGGGGGUUUCAAGACCCUCCAGCAGUUUGUAAAAUCUUCCUUUAUUUUUUCCUCGUAGUAUGGGUUUUCUUUGUUUUGUUUUAAAGAACAACCAAAAUUUACAAGAUUUUGAAUGAGCUGUAAAUAGGACUGGGAAAGGCAGAAACUUGUGCUGGUUUUAAAUUGUUCUGUAUUUCUGUGUUUUAAUAGAAGCCUCAAUUUUCUGUUUUAAAACAACAAAACUUUAAAAAAAAAAAUCAAAGUACAAGGGUUUAAAACUCUUGCACAGGGGGUUCUAGGGCAGCGGGAGGAGGUGUGAGUGGGCAUUGAGAGAGCCCUCUGCAAAAGAGCCUCUUUGCCAGCCCCACAUCAUUCAUGCAUCAGAAAAGCUUGUGUGCGGGGAUGGUUUUGAACAGAGACUAUGUACACAUCUUAAAUCCUGAUUCUGCAGUCAGACCCUCUGGGCCUGUACUGGGUUCAGGGGUGCACCCAAUCACGUGGAUCCACCUGCAGAAUUGGAGCUGCUGAGAUGUAUCUAAAACAGUGUUGGUUGUGGGAGUCGCUGUUUGCUUGUAGGGAUUGGUAGUGGUCUCUAUCUGUCUCUGCUACAUAGUGAAACUGCUGGCAGCAUGAGCCAGGAGAGUGCCCAGUUGUUUAGUUUAGGGAAGGGUGGGAGUGUGAUCCCAACCUGCAAGUAACAAGUAACUGGACCAUGAGGCCUCCACCCAAUCAUGUCACUCCCUGCUCCCCUCUCCACCCCAGAUGCUCUGCGUGAUGUGUGCAUGACACUCUGGAGUGGAGAUAGCAGAACAAACACUGGGAUUUCUGACUGGCUGAUUCCAUCCUGUGCUUCCUUGGUGUAUUGUGCAGAGGCCAGGAGGGAACUCAAGACACACCCCCCACAGAGUAUCUCCUACCCCUUGUUGGCUCUGCUCCCACUUACCCCCUACAUGAGUUCACACAUCUCACCCUGCCACACUAUGCCCCUUGCCUUCUUUACACUCCUUUGCCUCCUAAGUGCGCACAUUUCUGUGGGAGAGCUAGCCUGAUGCAUAAAAGCAGGCAUUUUAUGGUAAAGAUACUCCAUUUUCUCGAUCUGAGAAUCCCAGACUCCUCCAUGAAAGGCCCUUUAGGCAGUUGGCGAACAGUUAUAAGGCUACCUUUAUACCCUGAAACCACCUGCAGCAGCCCUGGUCUCUACUAUGGUUGUGCAGCCUGUAGAGACAUCAGGUCCUUGCAUGCAAUAUUCCAUCUGGAUACAAGAGGUCUCCUGCUCAGACUGAGCUGAUGUUUUUCUAAUCAAAGCUCUAGUUCAAAGAGUAAUUUAUUCAGGGAAGUUCCAUGCUUGUGUUAUGCAGGAAGCCAGACUAGAUGAUCACAAUGGUCUCAUCUGGCCUUAGAAUCCAUGCUGGGAGAUGUCUCCUCCACAGGUCAUUCCAUGUUACUCAUAGGAGCAGCUGGGACUUCAUUUCCACCACCACUCUAGGCUGCUUAAAGCAUGCACUGCAAGCACAAGUUUAAUGUGGGGGGGGUGUGCCCGUGCCUGGCACCCCCUUCCUGCAGAGUUCUCCUUGCAGUGUGCUAUGACAGCUUUUUGGAGGGAGGUUGGAGAUAACCCAUGUGUGCAGGCAGUCUCUGUGGGUUGCAGGAAAAUAUUCUAAAGCGAGGGUGCCCCAUGGUCAUUUGGAUCCAAACCUACCACCAAUUUGAGGAUUAUCUCAGAAAAGCCAGCCUUUUUGUUGCCCCUCUCGUAGCAAACGGGCCCCUUCCCUAAGCACCACAAUGGAGGAGAAAUAAACCUUCUGCACUGAGAAGUUGUGAAGCCCUGCAUGAAAGGUGAACCUUCUCUUUGUGGUUCCAAUAGUGAAACUGUUAGCAAAGGCUGCUGAACUCCACCAGCCCAACCAUCUCUUGGGCCAGAUACCAAUGGGCUGGAACCAAAAAGUUUAGACAGAAACAUUCCCAAAUUUGUGUGGUAUAUAGAUUGUAAUGGAUUUUUUACCUUCAGUCCUUUUGGUAUGAUGUCCAUCUGUUUCCAUUUGGAGAGGAAGAUGAUGUCUGUCUGUAUCUGUAUGAGUUUUUUCAUGAAGUUGAUAGAUUUCCACUCCAUAUGGCUAAAUUCGGUGCCUUGCGUAAUGACAGGUUUCAGAGUAGCUGCCGUGUUAGUCUGUAUUCGCAAAAAGAAAAGGAGUACUUGUGGCACCUUAGAGACUAACAAAUUUAUUUUGAGUAUAAACUUUCGUGAGCUACAGCUCACUUCAUUGGAUGCAUUCAGGAGUGGAAAUCUAUCAACUUCAUGAAAAAACUCGUACAGAUACAGACAGACAUCAGUCCACUGAAUGCAUCCGAUGAAGUGAGCUGUAGCUCACGAAAGCUUGUGCUCUAAGGUGCCACAAGUACUCCUUUUCUUUUUGAGAAUACAGACUAACACAGCUGCUACUCUGAUUCCCAAGUUUGAGCGUGUUUUGUUGGGAGUGGGGCUGGCUGGGAAGUCUGGAUCCAAACUAGGUACACAGGUGUUGAGCUCUGGUCUUUUGCUUUGGGCCUGUGUCUAGGGACCCUGAGUGUGGCUCUCAGAACAGCAAUAAGCUAAAACCAGAGCCACUUUUCCAGCUCUGUCCCAUUUGGUAAAAUGGGAACAGCCCAUUGCUUUGCCCAUCUCUGUCUGGGACAGUGCCCUGUUGAAGGGCCAAGGAGGCUGUCUCUCCUCCACCUCCCACUCUCAGUAAGUGCGCUCAGGCACCUUGCUUUUUAACUGGGGUGGUUGUUUACCCAUUUCAGAGCCUGGAAGGGUAAAACAAAUCUUCCCUAUUUCUGCUUGAACUGCCUGAAAGACCACAUCCAUGUUACCCCCUGGCAGUGCUGUUGGGGGUGACGCCUGCUAGCAUUUCCCUUGUAAACACUAUUGGGAGUUGCUCAGGACCAGCACAUGCACCACAAAAGCCCCUGGCCCCAUACACUCGGGCAUUUCACCCCCCACCAUCAAGUCUGUCUAUUUGAAGCCAUAAUAUUCUUUAAAAUAAAAUUAUCUUUGUCUCCCGGCAGCCAUUGUUUUGGCCCAAGUGAUUAAAAGCUCCAGCGUGUAGACCUCCCACACUUUCCUCUACCCACCUGGUCUAGCUGAGAAAUGUCCUGAGGUGUUGGAUCUCUAUUCUGUCAGCAUUGUCCCCACAUGAGUCAGAGCCUGUGAGUUGCAAUAUGUCUGUGUGAGGAAAGCCAAUGCGGCUGUCCAGAAGAGCGAGAGACAGCUCGCAAAUGCAGGUGGGAGUGAUGGCAUUCCAGGUAACAGAAAGGGAAGGUGACAGUGAUGAUAUUUAUUCCACAUUAGAUUGCAUGGCAGCUGGGAAAGAGCAAGGUCUACAGCCCAACUGCCCUGAAUACAAAAGGGAAAUUCUGGUACUUUGCAAGGCUGUUGGCCCUCCUAGGGCACUUUUUGUUUGGUCUUCAGAGCAGCGAACUGGGAUGUCAUAAUCAACCUCCAUUGCCCUAGCAGCCAGUCUUCAUGAUUCCUGAAUCUGGAGGCCAGCAAUGCUGAGUGGUGCCUUUUUUUUGCUUCGGGUACCAUCUCCCAAACAGGUCUAGUUCAUCAGCAAUAUGGUGGGAGCCUUUCAGAGGUGAAUGGCAGCCACCCCUUGUUAGGCCUCAGCAGAGCGUUUGCUCUCAGUCACCCUCUGCUGUGCGCUGGUCUCGUCUUGUGGUUUGCUUGAUUUAUUGGCUUGAGUUUUGUGUGCUGACUUCUAUGCUAUCAUGGUUAUGGAUGCCCCUGUGUUUCUAACUAUGAUAUGUCAUGUUUUUUCCUGCGCCAAACAAAGAAAAACAUGUCUUUCCAAUGCAAUUUUAAGCAAUCACAUGUCCAGAAUUAGCUUUCAUGUCAAGGUAACAGUGACUGACCCCCUUUCUCUGUCAUCCCAUGGAGAAACUUCCCCAGUCAUUUUGUACCAUUAUAUAAAUAUAUAUAUAAAAAUAUAAAUAUAUAAAUACAAUAUGUGAAGACAUCUUAUUGGUUUUUAUUUUGAAACAAUUUUUAGGCUUGUUUUUUGGGUAUCUGUGCUGCCUGUAAUGUAUUGACCUGUUUUAUAGGUGCCUUUUUAUUAAAAAGAGAAAUUUCAAAACCUGAUCCUUG